Exaiptasia diaphana is the source of this 916-nucleotide messenger RNA. Its product is annotated as G-protein-signaling modulator 2. Gene Ontology annotation, molecular function: protein binding. The record is from RefSeq and is a predicted model, not a curated record. NCBI's taxonomy places the organism in Eukaryota, Metazoa, Cnidaria, Anthozoa, Actiniaria, Aiptasiidae. The transcript has a single exon. The annotation marks the transcript as partial.
AUGGCUCCUUCUGUACUUGACGCCAGCAUGCAGAUAUUUCUUUAUGGCACACUUGGCGAUCUAUAUCAAAGUGUUUUUCAAGCAACUAAGGCAAUAGAUUGUUAUGAUUAUAUUCUUUCACUCAUUUCUGGUAGUGGCAAUCRAGCUGUUGAGAUGGAGGCUACACAACAAUUAGGCAACUGCUAUCAAUUAUUACAGGAAUAUCACAAGACCAUUGAAUACUAUAAAAGAACACUAACCAUUGCUCAAGAAAUUGGAAACAAAAUGGAAGAAGAAAACGCCUAUUGUCGAUUAGGGGCUGCCUAUCAUUCAUUGGGGAAAUAUCAAAUGGCGAUUGAGUAUCAUAAAAAGUGCCUAAACAUAGCWAAWGAGAUUGGUGACAGAUUUGGAGAAGGAAACACCUAUUGCCAUUUAGGAAUUGUCUGUCAAUCACUAGGAGAAUAUCACAAGGCCAUUGAAUAUUACUUAAAGAGUCUAACCAUCGCUGAAGAGAUUACUGACAAACGUUUAGAAGGGAACGGUUAUGGCAAUUUAGGAAGUACCUAUGUUGCAAUAGCGGAAUAUGAAAACGCUAUUGAAUGUCAAGAAAAGAGCCUAAGUAUUGCUAAAGAGAUUGGCGACAAAGAUAAAGAAGCAGCAGCUUAUGUAAAUCUAGGAAGUGGCUAUGCAUCAUUAGGAGAAUAUCAGAAGGCAAUCGAAAACCAUGAAAAGAGCCUUAACGUUUUCAAAGAGAUCGGUAACAGACUUGGUGAAGGAGUUACUUAUAUGAGCUUGGGGAAUGCCUAUAAAUCUCUGGGGAAAUGCGACAAGGCCAUGGAAUACUUUGAAAAGAAACUAGGAAUUGAUAAAGAGAUCUGUAACAAGCAGGGAGAAGGACGUGCUUAUGCAAAUUUAGGAACUGUUUAUGAAUUAUUAG